Molecule: messenger RNA, 3125 nt
Organism: Rhododendron vialii
Lineage: Eukaryota; Viridiplantae; Streptophyta; Magnoliopsida; Ericales; Ericaceae
Product: pentatricopeptide repeat-containing protein At3g57430, chloroplastic
Exons: 1
Coding region: 45-2774 (909 amino acids)
Biological process (GO): RNA modification
Molecular function (GO): protein binding; RNA binding; zinc ion binding
Source: RefSeq, a predicted model, not a curated record
CUCUCUUGAAAUUCUAAACCGUCGGUAAUAAAGGUGGAGUACCAAUGUCCUCCUCGACGCAGUUUUUCUCUCCUCUCUCCCUCCCCCUCCCCCUCCCCCUACCUUCACACACUCUCUUCUCUUCCCUCCAAACCCACCAACCCACUUACCACACACACACUCCUCAACCCACCACCACCAUUAUCACUUCCACACCACUCACCCCCACCAAAAACCCACCAAAACCCAGACCCGAAUCCCGCUCCACCGCCUCAUGGGUCGAACUCCUCCGAUCCCACACCCGUUCCAACCGCUUUCGCGAAGCCAUCUCCACCUACGUCGACAUGACGCAGGCUGGCGCAGAACCCGACAACUUCGCCUUACCAGCCGUUCUGAAAGCCACAACCUGCAUUCACAACUUCAAUUGCGGGAAACAGAUACAUGCUGCCGCCGUCAAGCUCGGUUACAGCUCGUCCUCCGUGACUGUGGCCAACACCCUCGUGAAUUUCUACGGGAAUUGUGGAGACAUUGGGGAUGUAUUCAAGGUGUUCGAGAGAAUUCCUCUGAAAGACCAGGUUUCUUGGAACUCGAUGAUAGCGGCACUGUGUCGUUUCGAGGACUGGGAGCUUGCUUUGGAGGGGUUUCGGUUGAUGCAAUCAGAGAGAGUGGAGCCGAGCUCGUUUACAUUGGUGAGCGUGGCGCAGGCGUGCUCAAAUUUAAGUAAGCACAGCGGGUUGCGACUUGGCAAGCAAGUUCAUGGGUAUAGUUUGAGGGUGGAUGAUCGGAAGACAUUUACGAACAAUGCUUUGAUGGCUAUGUAUGCCAAACUAGGUAGAUUGGAUGAUUCGAAAGCUAUAUUUGAGUUGUUUGCUGAUCGAGACAUGGUUUCUUGGAACACAAUGAUAAGCUCGUUUUCACAGAGUGACCGGUUUUAUGAGGCGUUGGCCUUCUUCCGCGAUAUGGUUCGUGAAGGAAGUAGGCCAGACGGAGUAACAAUUUCAAGUGUUCUUCCUGCGUGUUCCCAUUUGGAGUUGUUAGAUAUGGGGAAGGAAAUUCAUGCGUAUGCCUUGAGAAACGAUGAGUUGAUUGGGAAUUCUUUUGUGGGUAGUUCUUUAGUUGACAUGUACUGUAAUUGCAAAGUGGUUGAGAGUGGCCGUAGGGUUUUUGAUACCAUCUCAGAGAGGAGACUUGGGCUCUGGAAUGCUAUGAUUGCUGGUUAUGCACAAAACAGUUUCAACGAGAAUGCAAUACUGCUCUUUAUGGUGAUGGUGGAAGUCUCAGGGUUUUUUCCUAAUACCACCACCAUGUCAAGUGUCUUGCCAGCAUGUGUGGACCAUGAAGCUUUCUCUGACAAAGAAGGUAUACAUGGGUAUGUGGUGAAGUUGGGGUUUUGGACAGAUAGGUAUGUACAAAAUGCAGUUAUGGACAUGUAUUCUAGGCUUGGUAAAAUUGAAGUAUCUAGACAUAUAUUUGACAGCAUGGAGAUCAGAGAUAUUGUCUCUUGGAAUACGAUGAUCACGGCUUACGUAUUAUGCGGAUGUCAUGAGAAUGCCCUCAUGCUGAUAAAAGAAAUGCAAAAAGUUGAAGAAAAAGAGGAAGAGAAAAAUGAAGACUAUGCAGAUGAAAGAACCACUGGGCCGUCUAAGCCAAAUGCAAUAACACUCAUGACAGUCCUUCCUGGUUGUGCUGCCCUCGCAGCACUAGCAAAGGGAAAAGAAAUCCAUGCUUAUGCUAUUAGAAAUGCAUUGGCAUCAGAUGUCGCAGUAGGAAGCGCAUUAGUUGAUAUGUACGCAAAAUCGGGUUGCUUGAACUUAUCUAGGGCAGUAUUUGAUGGCAUGCCCAUUAGAAACGUCAUCACAUGGAAUGUUAUCAUUAUGGCUUAUGGGAUGCAUGGGAAGGGAGAGGAAACCCUGGAAAUUUUUAGGACUAUGGUGGCAGAAGAACGACAAAGGGGUGAGAAAGCCAAGCCUAACGAAGUUACGUUUAUUGCAAUUUUCGCUGCUUGUAGUCAUUCUGGAAUGGUAAAUGAAGGCCUAAACUUGUUCUAUAGAAUGAAAAAUGACCAUGGAAUCGAACCCACAGUGGAUCACUAUGCCUGUGUGGUUGAUUUGCUUGGUCGAGCUGGUAAAAUGAAGGAAGCAUAUGAACUUGUCAAUGCCAUGCCUCCAGAAUGCGACAAGACCGGUGCCUGGAGUAGCUUGCUAGGUGCUUGCCGGAUCCACAAAGACGUUGAAAUUGGGGAAAUAGCGGCCAAGAAUCUCCUUCAGUUGGAGCCAAAUGUAGCUAGUCACUAUGUUCUAUUAUCCAAUAUAUACUCGUCUGCUAGGCUCUGGGAUAAAGCAUCAGAGGUACGGAAAACCAUGAAGGAAAUGGGGGUCAGAAAAGAACCUGGAUGCAGUUGGAUAGAGUUUGGCGAGGAAGUUCACAAGUUCAUUGCUGGGGAUGUUUCACACCCUCAAAGUAAGGAGCUCCACGGCUUCCUUGAGAUAUUAUCGGAGAGAAUGAAAAAAGAGGGUUAUGUUCCUGAUACUUCUUGUGUUCUUCAGAAUGUUGAUGAAGAGGAGAAGGAGAUUCUAUUGUGUGGACAUAGCGAGAAACUAGCCAUAGCAUUUGGCAUCCUCAAUACCCCUCUGGGCACUACCAUUAGAGUUGCCAAGAACCUUAGAGUUUGUAACGACUGUCAUGUGGCUACUAAGUAUAUCUCUAAGAUUGUUGGGAGGGAGAUUAUUGUAAGGGAUGUGAGAAGGUUCCAUCAUUUCAGGGAUGGAAGUUGUUCUUGUGGGGAUUAUUGGUGAAAAGCAUCCAAGCCUAAUCAUGCUGUACAUGAGAAGUUUUGUUCAGAUUCCAACAUCAACCAACUGUAAUAUCCUAUGGAUCUUGAUACAUUCAGAGUAGGUAUUAGUGAGUCAUACAGGUACAGGAAUCAGCAAAUAGGAUCUAACAUUUUUGGUAUCACUGAUACCAAAAAUGUUUGUUACUUCUGAGGUCGAUUCUGUUGGUGCUUCAGUUUUGGCAUCUGGUGUUAAAGAUCUUAUUAUGGUCUCCGACCCUGAUUGAAUCUCCUACGAGGAAUAUCUCUGUUUUGUUUGUCCUCUUUGUAACUUGCUGUAUUUCAUUGGAGGGGAAUUCCAAAAAUCUUGUACCGA